AUGGUGCUCCAGGGCGAGCGGAUAUUCAAGGAAGUCGACGUAGGAAACUUUCAUGUACAGAAAGGAAGACAAAGGGUUCUCGAACUCGGCGACAAUCCCCCCCCUCGAAUGGCACAUUGGCGAAACAACUUGACUGCACUAUCGCACGACUUUAACCUUUAUUUUGCCGCAUAUGGAGAUAAGAUUCAUAUCACAAGGCCUUAUGAUCUCUGCCAAACUCUCUCUAUCAUUCCCGACCUAGUCCUGCACCUUCCGAGUAGUGCGCAGGGAAUCAAUGUUGGAGGCUACAUCGACCAACAUCGACCUCAUAAUGUCAACAACAUGAAGAUCGGAAAGCUUGGAGAUUUUGAAAUACUGUUAAUAGCUUGCGAUGAUGGGGAUGUUAUUGGUUAUUACACACGAGUUUUGGAGAGGGAAGUUGAAGAAGGUGGUCGUCCACCUGGUAGUGAAUGCGACAGCCCGACAAGUUACACUCAGCCGUUCUUCCAUGACAAUGUUGGGAUCAGUGCGUGGGGUCUCGCCAUACACCAAGUAUCUAGAUUGAUUGCGGUUGGGUCCAAUCACCGCGAAGUUACUGUCUUUCAACCGGCUCUUUCAGUUGGCUACGACAGACAGACAGGCAGUCGGUACUUUCAAGACCGCACAGGCAAUAGUUGGCCAGGUCGCUCCUUUCCUUCCGGGGCUAGCCGUUUCACACCUGUCGGAAAAUUAGAUCUUGGGUCAGAGGCACUGGGAGACUUCGAGCACAAGGAUUGUCGGCUGACACUGCCUUUGGGACCGUCUGGCAGCAAUAUCCCUUCUAUUGAUUUUGUCAGCGAUGAGAAUGGUGAAGCAGGCGUAGUUUUGGCAACCGAUGUCAACGGCAAACUUUGGUCUCUGAAUCUAUCCAGGCGAGAGACUCUGGAAUGGCCAGAGAUUCAUCAGGAACCGGGCUUCGCACAGGUAUUUGAUGAGUUUGAAACCCGAGGCUGGGGUGUUUUGUGCAUCCCAACGAGCUAUUUCAUGCUUGUUAAAUCACCCCAAGAAGCUCUCGGCGUCACGAAUUUGGAUUCUGUAAUCAAACUUAAGACCGAAUCAUCAACACACUGCUUGCAAUCACUGGAUAUUAGUUCUAGUGUGCCUUCUCUCAGGAAUAGUUCCAUGGUUCAUCCUUCGUGUUCUUUCUUCCACCCUUCUUAUCAACCUCUUCUCAGUGAACUCGUACUCGAGACUUGUCCGACUCCUCCAGUCCAAUCAGGAUCAUCAUGGAGUGUUGUGCAUUCGUGCAUCCUGGACUUGCUGCAAAACUAUCGGAUUACGAAGCAUAUGGUAUAUCAACCCACCUCGGUACCUGAGUGUCACGGAGACGACUGGGUAGAAAGGCUGAUGGACAUCUUGAGGUCUGAGAAUUGGUAUUCCGAUGCUGUUGGAGAAUGGAUGCUUGAAACUCAUUCCAGAGUCACCCAUCACUGGAAGGAAGGCGGAGCAUUCUUCGAUGCUAUCAAAGCUCUACAAUUUCUACUCCAAUUGCCGAUAGAUAUUCGAUAUCGGAUUAACUCUUGGGAGGGUCUACACAAAGCAAUGGCAGAUGGCGAAGUAUUUGGAAAUGAAGGUCUGGAACUGACAAGAUUGUCACUCGCUCAGGUCAUGUCUCUCAAGAAAAAGAAGCAGGCGAUCCCUCACCUACAAGAAGGCAACAUGGCCGUCAUUAGAACCAGUGCCCACGACAUUGAAGUUAUACCACCGAACACGAACAUGAUCAGCACACUCUGUAGAAAUUUCCUACAGCAGACAUUACCACACGAGAUCCUACAAGACACUCUUGAUCGAUUCGACCGGCUGAAUAUGUUUGCUGUAAUUCCUGAGUUGUCACUCUUGGUUGUCGCCUCACAGAAAGGUCGCGUGGCACUCUUCACGUUGACGAGACUCGAGGAUGACUUCUCUGAUGUUGGCCCUGUGCUGAUGAUCCGCCUUGACCGGAUUUUGCCACCAACAGAGCAUGAGGUGGAUUUCCGACCCAAUGUGCCACUGUUGGGUAUGGCUGUUGGGCCGUUGCAAGGCAAAGAUAAGGACGGAGGCAUGCAGAGGAAGAUUUGGAGGCUGAUAUUGCAUUAUAUGGAUCAUACGGUAUUGAGCUAUGAGUUGAAGAGGGGAGGGGAUGCGGAUGGCUUAGUGGUUCUUUGA
Molecule: messenger RNA, 2163 nt
Organism: Cadophora gregata
Lineage: Eukaryota; Fungi; Ascomycota; Leotiomycetes; Helotiales; Ploettnerulaceae
Exons: 8
Coding region: 1-2163 (720 amino acids)
Source: RefSeq, a predicted model, not a curated record